AACAACAUGUUUGGUUUGGUGUAAUGGAUUAGCCAUUACACCCCUAUUCUGUGGGCCUCACUAAUUUCCACUUAAUCCCGUGUUUGGUUUGAUGUAUUGCCUAUUACAGGCCUAUUACAACACGGAUGUAUUCCUCAUUUUCUCUGCUUCAACAACGAUUAGCCAUUCCGUUCCAAAAGUAAGGAUUAGCUAAUCGUCUCUGUUUUACCCUCCCCAGCCAAAAUCUGCUGCUCCACCCCACCCUCUCCCUCCCAACAUCAACAGCAAUUUUCUUCGAACCAAAUCUCCACCGUCUCAGAUCGCCUGUGAGUAAUCUCAACAGCAGUUGCCAGUGAAAAUUGCCCUUUCUUCAAAAACCCAGCCCUAAACCCUUCUCCUCUUUCAAUACUCCAUUCGAACAGGUUGCGGCGUCUCCCUCCUCUGAGCUGCAGCUGUAAUUCACUGCUGAUUCUUGUGAUCCAGGCAUGCAUGCUCUGUUAGCGGCUUGACUUGCAGUCUGGAAGGAUUAAUUCACUGCUGAUUCUUGUGAUCCACUGCUUCAUUUUUUCUCUCGGUCUUAGCGUUUGGUUUGAGUAAUGGCUUGUCUGCCUUUAAUUGCACAAAAUGUGAGGCGUAAAAGAAUUGGUACUGCUGUGACAAUAUGGUUGGAAAUCUGUAGAAUUGUGAUUUGGUUCUUAUUUAGAAUGGGUGCCAGCCUUAGCCUACAUAGACCAAGGAUUAGGUCCUAUACCUUAGAUUUUUAUGCAAAACAGGAUUAUGUGAAAAGGCUUGUAUAUGCUAGUGACCGGACCUGUAUUGAACAAGUUAGGAUGAAUAGAACUGGUUUUUUUAAACUAUGUGAGAUGUUAGAAUCAAUAGGGGGAUUGAAGUCGUCAAGGUUCAUGCUUGUUGAUGAGCUAGUAGCAAUGUUUUUACAUAUCAUCUCUCAUCACCUCAAAAAUCGAGUUAUCAAGCAUCACUUUAGAAGGUUCGGAGAAACUGUUAGCAGAGCAUUCCAUAGUGUUUUAAAUGCUGUCAUACGCUUACAAGAUGUGUUAUUUAAAAAGCCGAAGCCAAUUACAGCCGAUUCUUCUAACACAAGGUGGAAAUGGUUUAAGAAUUGCUUAAGUGCUCUUGAUGGAACCCACAUCAAGAUUAGGGUUCCAACAGUUGAUAAACCUAGAUAUCGAACGCGAAAAGGUGACAUAGCAACAAAUAUGCUAGGUGUUUGUACACCUGAGAUGCAAUUUGUUUAUGUUCUUCCUGGUUGGGAAGGUUCAGUUGCCGAUGGACGGGUGCUUCAAGAUGCCACUAGUAGAAGACAUGGACUAAAAGUUCCUCAUGGUUGUUAUUAUCUAGUUGAUGCUGGAUACACAAAUUGUAAUGGAUUUCUUGCACCAUUUAGAGGACAGCGAUAUCAUUUGAACGAGUGGCGUCAGGGUUAUCAGCCAAGUUCUCCGCAAGAGUUUUUUAAUAUGAAACAUGCCUCAGCACGUAAUGUUAUUGAAAGAUGCUUUGGCUUAUUAAAACUUAGAUGUGGAAUACUUAGGAGUCAAUCGUUUUAUCCUGUAAGGGUGCACAAUAGAAUUAUUAUUGCAUGUUGUUUGCUCCAUAAUUUUAUUCGAACCCAUAUGAGUAUUGAUCCCAUUGAAGCGGAGGUGGGAGAAGGAUUACCUAGUAAUGUGGUGGAUGACAUGAACCGAAUAUCACAAAUAUUCAUCCAUCGGAUGCUUGGGCUACUUGGAGGAUGGAACUAGCCAACCAAAUGUUCGAUGAAUGGCAAGCAUCUAGAAAUUAGUUAGGUUUAGGGACAAAUUGAGUUUGACUUAAUUUGUUGAUGUUAUUUUAUGUAUCUAGUUUAUGAAACUUUGGUGGUGUUUGAUUAAAAUUCUGUAUUGUACUAAACUUUGUUGAAUUAUAAUUUAAUUAUCUUUUCAUUCAGCAUGUGUUAUAAUUUUAAA
Gossypium raimondii (Peruvian cotton) is the source of this 1940-nucleotide messenger RNA. RefSeq lists its product as uncharacterized. NCBI's taxonomy places the organism in Eukaryota, Viridiplantae, Streptophyta, Magnoliopsida, Malvales, Malvaceae. The record is from RefSeq and is a predicted model, not a curated record. The coding region runs from base 576 to 1736 and encodes 386 amino acids. The transcript is spliced from 5 exons.